AUGACAAGUCUAUCUGGCAACAAGAUUGAUAUCGAGAACUGCUUGUCUCCGCAGGAUCUAGUGACAUAUCUUUCGGAAUUGUCACAGAGCCCAGAUAAACUGAAGCGCUUUUGUACCUUCAGCGCCAGUAUAUACGACUGUGCUUGGCUAUCGAUGAUCAAUCGCCGCGAAAAUGAGCAGAUUUUGUGGCUGUUUCCGCAAUGUUUCGACUACGUGUUAUCUCAACAACUCAAAGAUGGUGCUUGGCCAUCUCCUGCGUCUACUGUAGACGGCAUUCUUAAUACUUCGGCCGCGCUGCUUUGUCUCCUUGAUCGUCGCCGGUUGACUCAGGAUAGUCGUCUCUCUAGCAGAAUCAAUGCUGCCGCGAGCAGCCUGCAGCGACUCCUAGAAGCCUGGGAUCUGGACGGGACUGAUCAGGUAGGGUUUGAGGUGAUUGUUCCCGGUCUACUUCGCCAGAUUUCCCACUUUGGCAUCACCUUUAAAUUCAGUUGUCAGUGUCGACUCGAAGCAUUACGCGCUGCAAAACUGGAGAAACUGCGGCCUGAUAUGCUUUAUUCUGGGUACCAGGCAACAAUACUCCAUUCAGCAGAGGCUCUCAUCGAAACCAUUGACAUGGAUCGGAUAACCCAGCACUGCACUGAAGACACAGGAAUUCUAGGAUCACCGGCUGCAACUUCAGCAUACCUCAAACAUGCUUCGGGAUGGGAUGGCCGUGCCGAGUCAUAUCUUCGAAAACUACUUGCGUCUGCCGACCGUGAACAAGGUGGAAUUCCCAGUGGGUUUCCGACCACUAUUUUCGAGCUGUCGUGGGCUCUCUCAACUCUAUUUCUGGCAGUCGGGCCGCCAACACCUUCCGACAUUGUACUCCUUUCACCGGUCAAGGAAUACUUGCAUGAGACUUUGGCGAAGAACGGGGUGGCUGGAUUCGCUCCGGGUAUCUUGGCCGAUGCCGACGACACAGCGAGAGUGUUAUUGACCCUGGAGCUGCUGGGUACUGAGGUCGACUUCUACCCCCUUAUGAAGCAUUUUAGGAAUGGCUCAUUUUUCAAAACCUACGAGCAUGAACGGAAUCCAAGUUUCAGUGCAAACUGCAACGUAUUACUUGCACUGGUUGAAUCCAGUCACGCACUGCAGCAUAUUGAUACCAUCGAAGAGGUAGCUGCGUACCUGUUAGAGUGCUGGAAAGCAGGAAGCAUCAAAGACAAAUGGAACUCGUCCCCUCGUUACUCUAAUAUGCUACUUGUACUAGCGCUUACUCGGCUCUUUCUCCGGUAUGACAAGGGAGACUUCCACGGGCCAUUGCAAGUCUCGUUGUCGAGGGAUAUCAUCAUAUGCCUGUCUCAGAUCCUCUCACGAACGUUGAUUGAACAGCACCCGGACGGGUCCUGGGACUCGUCUUUAGAGGUGACUGCCUACUCUGUGCUUACAAUCUCUCGGAUGAUGCUUUUGCCCUACGUCGAUAAGCUGAAAAUUGACCACAUUGCCCCAGCGCUGCGGCGAGGCUGCGGAUAUCUGAUAGAUCAUCAGCACGAUCCCGUCCAACCACGACGCGAAGAUUAUGUGUGGAUUGAGAAAGUAUCGUAUGUGUCUUCCUUCCUCCGCAAGGUGUACACCGUUGCAGCCAUCCAUGCAUCUCGCAAGCAAUCUCCCUGCUCGGAAAGACUCGUCUCAUUAUUCCAACCCUUGCCUACAACGCACGAACUUAAGGUCCUUCUGCUGGCCACUCCUCUCUGUAAAGAGUCCCCAGUGCCUUUUAUGGACCUUGCACUGUUGGAAGCGCAUUAUUGGUCUCAGCUGUUGCGCGAAAAAAGUUCCAUGAUCUUUAAGAGCCCAAUAUCAUCUGAUGGUCAAAAACUAUUCCACCUGAUUCCUCUCAUCUUCACGUCCUGUAAUCAGCGCGCCGGGCUUGUUCUUUCCACAAACACGCUCUGGAACAUGAUCCAUUUCUCGCUGCUCGUUUACCAGGUGGAUGCAUUGAUGGAAUCUACUGCCAUACGUAUGUCCGACGCGGAACUUGAUGAGGUCCUAUUACGUUUGGAUCGCAGUUGCAGUCUCGCACGCACCGCUUUCCAGCUACCCCAGCGAGUCUCGAAUGGCUCAAGCGCCCAAACAGCAGGUGUGCAACCGGACGAUCUCAAGACUAUACCUUUGAACAAAAGCCGAGUCGAGAAUCUCAUGCAUCUGCUACUUCCAUUCAUCAACCACGUCCUUGGCCACCCGCAAGUCCUGCAAGCUCCCGUUGAAAUUCAGAGAGAGCUCGCCGACGAGCUGUACCGCUUUCUCUUAGCUCAUGUCGAACAUAUUCGGGCAAACCUAACGCGAACAAGGAUAAAUACACUGGCCGCCAACAGUGGCCACCAGCCCCGCCAACUCACAUAUUACCGCUGGGUUCAUUCCAUCGGGUCAGCGGACACCAGCUGUCCCCUCGCAGCAGUUUUCUUCUUGUGCCUAAUCAGCAAGCACGGGAGCUUUUGCUUCCAGCACCCGAAGGCACAGUACCUUAGUCGAACCGUGGCUCACCAUUUAUCUGUGAUCUGUAGACAGUAUAACGACUACGGCUCGGCUGUUCGCGAUCACGAAGAAGGGAAUCUCAACAGUCUUGAUUUUCUCGAUUUUCAACAAGAGGCACAGGCAAAUGGUGCAGUAUCUGAGCUCAGGACGUCAAACAGUGUUUGCCCUUCCGUCUCAGAUACGCAGCUGUUCCCACGAGCUGCAUGCACGUCGCAGAGUGCAAAAGAUAGCCUUAUGGAAGUCGCUGAGUUUGAGCGGAGCUGUAUGGAGCUAGCCCUGCAGCGACUGGAAGAUGCCGCAUGUACACUUGACGCGCUCAAGCAAUUUAGGGUGUUUGUCGAUGUCACAGAUCUGUUUGGGCAUGUUUAUAUCUUGAAGGACUUGACAGCGAAUGCUAUUGCUGAGGAUCUUUUUCCCAGCCGAAAUGCCAGCGAGCAAUCUACCCAAAUAGACAUUCAUCUGGAACACGCCAAAUUAGCCCUCGUCUUCAGGUCAGUACCCCCUCACCCCAAAAAGUCCAUAUUCCUGCUACUCCAGACCUCAACCACUAGCACCGUCGCCAGCUUUGCAACAACUUUCCUUAUUAGGUUGGAGUCAGCUAAAAGAAGCUCUUAUGCAUUCAAUCCUGAAGCUAGCACUUUGGAUAUAGUGUACAGAACCAAGAAGUACCAAGAGAAAUUCAGCUGGAAUCGAGGCUUGAUUAUUCCAAAGGAUCUUGCAUCAAUUUCAUCCAAGUCAGCUGAACCCUGGCAGCCACCCUCAUAG
Aspergillus nidulans FGSC A4 is the source of this 3276-nucleotide messenger RNA. RefSeq lists its product as uncharacterized. The transcript has 6 exons. Bases 1 to 3276 code for a protein of 1091 amino acids. Gene Ontology annotation, molecular function: lyase activity; terpene synthase activity. Gene Ontology annotation, biological process: terpenoid biosynthetic process. NCBI's taxonomy places the organism in Eukaryota, Fungi, Ascomycota, Eurotiomycetes, Eurotiales, Aspergillaceae. The record is from RefSeq and is a predicted model, not a curated record.